CAUAAUCAGCCCAUAUGUGUAUCAGUUCAAUUGAAAACAGAAUACAACUGUAAAAAAACAGCGCGAUUUGAAAAUCGACAAAAUAACAUAAACAUAAAAAGUUUCAAAUAAGAGAAUCGACUUUAUGAUCAAAUUUGCUUAAUCCGACUGACAAGCACCGCAGGGACUCUGGGAAAAUGCAUUAGACGAGCAAGGCGAAAUACUUGGCUGAAAUGUUGCAACGCCCGCAUUGGCAUUGGGCCACAUAACGCUACCCCCUUUCAGCAUCGUGUGAGUCCGAGAGUCGAGUGUUUCAAGCAUGGCGACGGCCACAUCAAUGGAACUCAUCAGCUGCCUGGUGCUGCUGCUCGGCCUGCUUAUCCGCAGUGGCUACUGCAUAGACUGCUUCAAGUGCGUUUCGUAUAACGGCGCCAAUAAAGCGUGCGAUGAUCCAUUUCAUAAUAAUUAUUCCACCGCCAUACUCGAGUCGCCCUGUAUGGGCGGUCGCAAGGGUCGCGAUGGCCUCUUCCCCGCAACGGCUUGCAUUAAAAUCGCCGGCUAUUAUGAUGACACCGGCGAGACGAUAACAGUGCGAGGCUGCGCCCUGGACAGUGGCACACUCACAACAGACACGGAGCUCAUAAGAAUGUCGCAUUGUGGUAAAUUCUACUAUGACAACAGAUACGUACACGGCUGUCUUCAGAGCUGCAGUGAUGCGGAUGCCUGCAAUGACAGCCACCCAAAGGACGUCGAAUCCGUGCUACUUAGCAUCGCCCUGCUGCUCGUGGUGGCUGCAAGGUAGCAGUAACAACAGCAACUGGAGGAACAACAAAAACAAAUGUAGCUUGCAUCCCAUGAAUAAUGAGGGGAUUUAGCUAAACUGGAUGUGAAGAAGCAUUUAAGAUAAUCCAGCUGCGCGAAAUAUUUGUACACAAUUCAUCCGCUGUUCUAUCUAUAUCUCUUUCACCAGCUAUUGUGUGUCCCUCUCUCUCUCUCACUCUUUCAGUGUCUACAAUUGCACGUAAUAGUAAUUGCACACAAGGAUAAAACAGGAUAACACGGCAAAAGAACAAAAACAAAGCGAACGUAUUUAUAUGGAAUUCAUCAAGCAAUUAUGUGAUUUAUAAAUGAAUAUUUAACAAUAAUUGAUGAAAAAUGAACAAAAUUUAAACAACUAAAUUAAAACUAUUUACUAUUAAAAAAUAAAAACGCAAAGCGCUGCUAGGCAAUUAUCGAGUCAAAAUCAAAGCUAGACAAAACGAGAAUUCAAAUUCGAUUGCAAUUAUUUUUAGCGAUUAGGUACAUACAUAUUUACAUUUUUACUUACAAACUCACCUGUGUAUUGAUCGACUGUUGUAAAUAGAUUUAUUAAUUUGUUAGAAAUUGCUGAAUUUUAGGCGACAAUUAUUUAAAAGCUACGAGUAUGUCUGAAUACUAUAAAUUAGCGGCCACAUAGAUAGAGUUGAUAGAGUUGAAUAUAGAAAACUGCGAAACAAGCUGUAAACGAAUAUGAACAACUAUAUUUAAUUUUAAUUAU
This is a messenger RNA of Drosophila montana, 1516 nucleotides long. RefSeq lists its product as uncharacterized. The record is from RefSeq and is a predicted model, not a curated record. The transcript is spliced from 6 exons. Bases 299 to 781 code for a protein of 160 amino acids. NCBI's taxonomy places the organism in Eukaryota, Metazoa, Arthropoda, Insecta, Diptera, Drosophilidae.